CGUAAGAGUGUAUACAACCGCCGAACAGGGAGGACGUGCGCCGUGCGAUAGAUUUUGUCUGGUGUUCAGAAGAAAAAAUAAAAAAACAAAUAAGACAAAUAGAGUAAUUGUAAAUUCAGUUCUGUGAUACAAAUUCAAAGUCAAACUUGAUCCUGUUCUAUUCGGUGGAGUGGUGUUGUUGUAAAACAAAAAAAAAAAACAAAAUAGAAACAGAGCAAGAAAAUAUUAAUCGUCCAACAAAAAAUAAAUAAUAAUAUUCGUGAGAUUCGUCGAUAUUUACCAAAGUGUUGGGCGUUCGUGUGUGUGACAUUUUAAGCCAAAUCCAUUACAAUUGUGCAAUUACAGUUCUCCUGGCCAAGAAAACAUCCAGAAGAUAUCCUGGCAAAUCAAAAAAUUAUCUCAGUUUUUUAACAGCUCUACACCUUGAGAUUUUUAACGCAAUGUCGAAUCCAGCGAAACACAAAAAAUAUAAAUAACUUCACACAAAAGAAAAACAAGUCAAACAAAAGCACCAGAAGAACGCUAACAGACCACUCGAUUUAAGCCAACUUGAUUUAGCAACAGAAACAACAAAAACAGCUGACAACUAAAACGGCUUUGGAGUUGUAGCAGCACUGCGAUAAGCUUAAAUUAACAAUUCAUUUUAAGAAAACGAAAAAGAACUCUGACGAUAUUUGAGGUGAAAAGUUGACGAAAAUUCAACGCGGUGCUCAAGUUUUGGAAAGUCUUGCUGGUCAAAGACGCAGAGAAAAACAACAACAAUUAAAAAACCGCAAAACAAAAGAUCUCGGGAAAAGACCAAUGAUCGCCUGCAUGCGCUUACGAAAGCAGCAAAUGAUUCCGACGCUUAUCAUUGUAUAGGGAGCAGCGACAACUGGGUUGGCACACAUAUCACAUCAAAAUCAUCAAAACAGUGAAAAAAGGAGGAAAGAGCCGAAAGUCGCUGGCAAAUUGCACUACAACAGUUCGCUGAAAAUGGAUACACGCGAAGUGUUACUUCUACUGGUGUGUUUAUCCUUGCAGAGUGACAUACGUUCAUCCUACACAGCAAGUAGGUCCCAAAUGGUGUACGCAAUGUCGACCGCUAACCAGGAACUGGAACGAUAUUUCCGAUCAGUAAACACCACCCAAACUAUGGCUGCCGAAGAACGCAUAGCCGUAGACAUCUACACAUAUGCCUUCCUCAACUACAGCUACGUAGAUAGCCAUGUCAAGUUCAGCGAGGAGAAAGCCCGCUACGGCGAAGGUAGGAUCCUUAAUGUGCACGGCAAGCUGGUGCAUAUCAGCGACGCUGAAGACAUAAAAGACGACACUGCCUGCUCCAGCAAUAUUCUGGGCACCAAUGGCCAGCCAACGCCAGCUGAGGGCAUUUCGUGGAUCGCCUUAGUCCGUCGCGGUCGUUGCACUUUCGAGGAGAAGGUGAAAAAUGUCUACAACAAAAGGGCAUCAGGGAUCAUCAUUUACAACGACAAGCCCGUCAUGAACUUGGAAAAGAUGCAAAUCAAGGACAAAUCGCGUAAUAUAACCGCUGUGAUAACUUAUCAAGACAUUGGCCAAGAUAUGGCCAUGAGAUUGGAUCAGGGUCUGGAUGUCACAGCUCACAUUAUUGAAGGCAGGAGCGGAAUGAGACCCAUAAACAGUCUCAACAGAACAUCUGUCCUCUUCGUGGCGAUAUCCUUUAUUAUUCUCAUGGUCAUAUCUCUGGUCUGGCUAAUUUUUUAUUAUAUACAAAAAUUCAGAUACAUGCAGUCCAAAGAUCAACAGUCCCGCCAUCUUUGCUCCGUUACCAAGAAGGCCAUUAUGAAGAUACCCACAAAGACUGGCAAGAGUACUGAUGAAAAAGACGCCGAGUCAGACUGCUGUGCCAUAUGCAUCGAGGCGUACAAAGCUUCGGAUCUCAUACGUGUCCUGCCCUGCAAGCACGAAUUCCACAAAAACUGCAUUGAUCCAUGGCUAAUAGAACAUCGUACAUGUCCAAUGUGCAAACUAGACGUUCUCAAAUUCUACGGUUAUGUGUUUUUGGGCAGCGAGGAAAGCAUUCUUGAAUAUGAACCAGAUCCAAUAGUGAAUAACAACUCUAGCCUAAAUGUUCCCGGCAACACGAACCAAAGGCAAAAUGGGGCUUUGGCUGAUUUAAUCAGAAGCCGUGACUUUGUUAUAGAUUUCCCCAGAAUAUUCGUUUUAGAGGCUGGCAGCAGUACCGGCCGGAGAGAUUCAAUGUUAAACCAAGAUCUGCCCGAAAGAUCUCAGUCAUCAAUAGGGUUUCCUCAAGCCAAAGAUUGGGUGUAUUCUGUGGCCAACAAACUGGAGGAGCAGCAUGGCUUGAGGAGAGCCCGCAAAUCAAGCCAAAGAACAGAAAUGCAAGAGAAUCUGUUAAUGGUGCGCUACGAUUCGGUUCGAACUAGACGUUCUCGCUCGGCAGAAGGCCGCUAUUUCUUGCGGCCGCAAGAAAGUGACAAGGUCACCGAUUCCGAAGGAGCCUGUGGUGGCUGUGAUGAUAUACCAUCCCUGAGUACUAGCCGUCGCAAUAGCAGCACUUCUACUAUUAUGGUACAACCUACCCCAUCCCAACUAAAAUCUGACCUACUCAAUAGUCGCAUCAAGUCGAGAAUAAGUCGACGAGGAAGUGUCAACGUUGCAGACAGCAUCAAACCACAGUCGACUUCUUUGCAGACAGGAAGCUGCCUGGACUCGCCAUCAAACAACAAUAUCAAAAUACAAAUAAAUGAUGACGACAGUUCCACUAUGGACCUGCAGUGAAAAACGGAGCUGUGGAAGGACGAUGGAAAGAUCUCGCGAUGUAUAUUGAAUUUGAAAAUCGAAGAAAUUGUGUGUUUAUCAGUUGCAGUCUCUCAUCUGAAGUUUGGCUGUUGAGUUUAGUCCUUAUCAGCGUACAUAUUAAGAAUAUUAACCAAUCCAUACACGCCUAUGUGCAAUCAAUAAAUGAAGUAUAUGUUACCUGUUUUUAAUUAUGAAAUUAUUAUGGUACUUAUGUGUAAUUUCUUCACUCCUCUCGCGUAAAUAUUUAUGUUCCAAGGCGUGGAUAUUUAAGUUGCAACUAUUGACAACGAGGCCAAGAAAUCCUUAAAUAAAAUAAAAAUGUCGAUAUUGAUAUUGAGUCCACUUCCAUUUUUUCCUAGUGAAAUUGGUUGCUGGAAAGUUUUCAAAAUACCGUAAACUCGAUGUUUUCUGGAUGUGCCGAACGGCAAUAGAAAAAUGUGAACCUAUAUGUAGACAAUGAAUUGCCAAAGGAGGAGGUACUGUUCCGUUAUAAAAUUUGGCUAAAAUCGUAAAAAUACCGAAUAUGGGGACAUGUUCCAACUUAUCCUGCCCACUGACAAUACAGGGUUGCCCAUAUUCGACGGACCCAUCUGGCAACACCAUAACUUUUGACAGAGAUGUCACAUCGCUUAAUGACAUACCGCGUUUAAAGCGCCAGUCCAAGCAGAUCACCAUGAACCAAUACACGCCACGCGAACGCUCUGAAAUAGUUAAAAUUUACGUUCAACAGAAGAAGUCAAUUGUGAAAACUCAACGUGCUUUUAAAAUAUUUAAAAA
This is a messenger RNA of Musca domestica (house fly), 3558 nucleotides long. RefSeq names its product E3 ubiquitin-protein ligase goliath-like. Lineage: Eukaryota; Metazoa; Arthropoda; Insecta; Diptera; Muscidae. The transcript has 8 exons. Bases 976 to 2760 code for a protein of 594 amino acids. The record is from RefSeq and is a predicted model, not a curated record.